AUGGGCAUGCCAUACUCCAAACAAGUCCACGCGGCAUUUGACCAAGUCACCCCGCUUGUCGCAGCAGGAUUCGAAGUACUCAAAACCACAAAGAACAUUGCCAUUCUUCUCGCCAUCAUCCAAAUUCUAGUCGCCAUCGUGCUGAUUUUAACUCUAUUGGCCAUACUCGCCUUGAUAUAUUCUGUCAAUCCCGACUUGGAAGCAGAGCGGCAGGCCCUCGUCACACCAUGCAUGCAGUGGCUCGCGAGCUGGUUGAUCGAAUAUGGAAACAUCAUCAGCUGGUUCUUAAAGGUCCUUGUCGUGCUGUGCACGGGUGGCCUGGGGGCUUUCAUCUGGUAUAAUUCUACGCCGACGUUUCCCGUUCCUGAGGAACCCGCACUUGAAGAUGGCGAAGAGGAAGACGGCCAGGAGCUGAAAGAUGUUGAAAAGUUUGAGUAA
Messenger RNA from Fusarium venenatum, 438 nucleotides. RefSeq lists its product as uncharacterized. Lineage: Eukaryota; Fungi; Ascomycota; Sordariomycetes; Hypocreales; Nectriaceae. The record is from RefSeq and is a predicted model, not a curated record.